AGUAGUUAAGUCUAUCAGAGACGAGACAGGAUAAAAGAGGCACUGAGUUUACUUCAGCCCACAAAACCGACAGACUGCCUGCAGUUAGAUGUCCGUGGGCUGGUGUGUCCCAGUCAGGUUGCGGGUCUCAAAGCAGGGGUUUUCUUCUACUGUGCUGCUUUAGACCUGUCUGUACCACUCAUAAAUUGUGGAAAUACUGAAGCAGAAGAGCAGUUCAGCUUCACCUGCCAUUUCAGCUUACUCUGACAUCCAGGUUUCCUUGACUUGACUCCUUGGAAGGCAGGAAGGUCCUGGUUUUAAAAUUAUAUCGUGCCUUGUAGCAAAACCACUGGAGUGCUUAUGUUGCCUGUGCAGACUUCUUGCAUGUUUUUGAAUAGCUUGUUGUAAUGAACCUCUUGGACUGUGUGCAGUGUGUAUUUUUUUGUUUUAAUGAGGUAUUUGCCUUGCAGCUCAGGAGUUGUGUCUGUAGCUGUUUCCUGCUCAAGCUGUGGGGCUCUGUUGGGUUUCAUGGGGAUUUUGCUCCAGAGACCAUGCAGAAGCCAGGAUCUUGGCCACUGCAUUUUUUUCUUGCCCAGCCUGCAGCUCUGAUCUCCGGUUUGCUGGCUGACCAUGAGCAGUGGACAGGAAGAAGACACAAAUUCCUGGAAUCCCUCUGCUGCAUGGAGGGAGAUGUGCCAGUGGACAGAAUUGUACUCAAUUACUUUAUAGUGGCCAGGCAAAUACUCUUUUAAAGAAAUGUCUUUUAAGCAAAGCUAGAAAGCAAAAUGGUUUUCUAGAAACCAGAAUGCAGAGCCCUAAUCUGACUGCAGGUGACUGUUGUACUUGGGGAAGGGAGAGGCUUGUCAUCACAUUUUGUGUGCUGAAGUAUGUUGCCAACCAGAUGCCAGCCAGCUUCUCUCCAGCCUCACCUGACCAUAGGGCAGGAGCCAAACUUGUCUGUCCAUUCCUCAGAGUGGGACUGCAAAUGCAUUCUAUGAAUAAGUUGUUCAGGAUUGCUCUCUCUUUAUUUAAUAAAAUCAAAAACUGUUCACAUGUAUUAUGAAAUAGCUCAAAUGGAGGUAGCCCAAAGUGCAGUAGUAGAGAAGCAGCACUUUCUUUGAGUGCUUCAAUAUUAGUGGGAUGGCAGUGAGAAUAAGCAGAAUGAGCACUAGUCAUGGAUUCAGUGUCUUGUGUAAUCACCUCUAGAGUACCACUGAAGUCCAGUUACAGCACUCUGCCAACUUUGGACUUGUAAGAUUCCUUCGUCCUUAUUGUUAAACUAAAACAUAGAAACCAUUCACUAAGGGUUUGAAAACCUAGUUUCACAGAUUUGUCACGCAGAUACUAGCUGACUGAUCUUCUAACCCUGGCAUGUUUAUAUAUAUGUGGUCACAUGAUGCAGAUAAAACAACAUGUAUGACUAUAGUUGAAUAUUAAGAUUGACUGCUCUCCUAUUCUGUGCAGCAGUGAAGUCCUAGAAAUAUAGAUGACUCCUAAAAUCUGCCUAAAAACUGUCUUGAUGUAGUGCAUAUGGACAAAACAGAACUACUGAUUAAGUUGAGCAAGAUUUUUGUUGCAGAAACUGUGCUCUGGCUCAAGAAUCAUACUAAAACAGGCUAGUUUUACCUGCUGCUGGGAGAGUUGCUGUUGGUUUGCUGUGGUUCUUUUAAUGGAAGUAGAGUUGAGGUGACAUUUGUGCCUCUUCAGUUUGCUGCUUUUAUUACUUCAACCUUUAUUAGGGACUGUAGAGACACAUCUUUUUUUUUCUCCCUGACUGUUCUUGAGCAUAUAUUUUGGGUUAUGCCAUUAAUUUUUCAUUCUCACCCAUUUCUUUUUACUUCUUGCAGUUCUCGUGUGGUUGGUUGUUGAAAAUAAGCCUACGCUGCAGGAAUGCAGAAGAAGCAACAGCCUGAGGCUGCUGCAGACCCAAUGUCGUCCUCUGAUGCACCAGAAGAUGGCCCAAAGGAAACGUCAAGUGUAUCACAGAAUAUCUCUGAUGCAGAUGCAUUUAAAAUUCUACUGGAGAUGAAGCUGAAGAAGAGGCAGAAAAGACCUGCUUUACCAAGCACUGUGACUGAGCUUGACACUGAGGAUGGUUCUAAAGUAUAUGUGGUUGGAACAGCCCACUUCAGUGACAGCAGCAAAAAGGAUGUAGUAAAGACGAUACAAGAAGUGCAACCUGAUGUAGUUGUGGUGGAACUGUGCCAGUACAGAGUUUCUAUGUUAAAGAUGGAUGAAAAGACAUUACUAAAAGAAGCCAAAGAAAUAAAUCUGGAAAAACUUCAACAAGCUAUAAAGCAGAACGGCGUCAUGUCUGGAUUGAUGCAAAUGCUGCUUCUGAAGGUUUCUGCUCACAUCACAGAACAGCUGGGAAUGGCCCCAGGAGGAGAAUUCAGGGAGGCUUUCAAAGAGGCCAGUAAAGUACCUUUCUGUAAAUUCCACCUCGGAGACCGACCCAUCCCUGUUACAUUUAAGAGAGCAAUUGCUGCGCUUUCCUUCUGGCAAAAAGUCAAGCUUGCUUGGGGCCUUUGCUUCUUAUCUGACCCCAUCAGUAAAGAUGAUGUGGAGAAAUGCAAACAGAAGGACUUACUGGAACAGAUGAUGGCAGAAAUGAUUGGAGAAUUCCCUGAUCUUCAUCGAACUAUUGUCUCCGAACGAGAUAUUUACUUGACCUACAUGCUGAAGCAAGCAGCAAAACAGAUAGAACUACCUCGAGCUUCAGAAAAUGAACCUAGAAAAUAUAUCCCAGCUGUUGUAGUUGGUGUUGUUGGCAUGGGUCAUGUACCUGGAAUUGAAAAGAACUGGAAUUCUGACUUAAAGAUCCAGGAAAUAAUGAGUGUGCCUCCUCCAUCAGCUUCAAGUAAGAUUUUGAAAUUUGUUUUAAAAGCAACAGUUUUUGGACUGCUGGGAUAUGGCUGCUACCGAAUAGGUCACAGGACAGUUCAGUUUGUUCUCUCAAUGCCAGCAACACAGAGCUAUCUUCAGAGGCUGACAGAGGUGCCUCAGCAGUGAACAUCAAGUAGAGGCUCUGUGUGAAGAAGGUGGCUGAAGACAGGCUGAUGGAGGCAACGUGUGAGCUGGACUGAAGGAUGAGGAUUCUAGUCAGAGCUGAUUGACGCUGAGCAACACUCAAUCACUAUAUAAUAAAAUAUUUGAUACACCAGCUAUGAUCUAAUCAAUAGUUUUGAUUCUUGAUAGGUGUGUUGCAUGAUACUAGAUGAUUCCAGAUUGAGGUGAAAGAAAUGUGUAUGCAAAUAUAUAUAUAUUAUAUGUGCAU
Molecule: messenger RNA, 3256 nt
Organism: Sturnus vulgaris (Common starling)
Lineage: Eukaryota; Metazoa; Chordata; Aves; Passeriformes; Sturnidae
Source: RefSeq, a predicted model, not a curated record